CAAGGCGUCACCACAAAUACAAGGGCACACAUACACAUAAGCAUAGGAUAACAUAACACGGAUCCUCUGGGCAUCAACGUGUCCUGCUACUCCACCUCUACCACACCGCCGCUCCCCUUGCGGCCUGCGCCCAUCGAAUCUUAGCUUGGCUGGCGCUGGACAAUGGAUUCCGGGAGCACGGAGAUCCUCGUUGAAAACGGCUGCUUCCGACUAUACAAGGACGGCCACAUCGACCGUGUCGGAGGCACGGACAACGUGUCCGCCGGCUUCGACGCCGACACCGGCGUCACCUCCAGAGACGUCGUGAUCGACGCCGUCACCGGCGUCGCCGUUCGCCUCUACCUGCCAGACAUCCAUGCCGCUGAAUCCGACGGCACCGACAUCUGCACCGCCGCGGUCACGAAGCUCCCGAUCGUCGUCUUCUUCCACGGCGGUUACUUCAUCGUCGGAUCUGCCGGCUGCCCUAAGCACCACCGCUACGUGAACUCGCUGGCCGCCGACGCCCGCGCCAUCGUCGUCUCCGUCGACUACCGCCUCGCGCCCGAGCACCUGCUCCCGGCGGCCUACGACGACUCCUGGGCCGCGCUCAACUGGGCGGUGUCCGGCGCCGACGCGUGGCUGUCCGAGCACGGCGACCUCGGCCGCGUCUUCUUGGCCGGCGCCAGCGCCGGCGGGAACAUAGCCCACAACAUGGCCAUCGCGGCCGGCGCGAGCAGCCUCUUCGCCGCGGCGACACGCCUAGAGGGCGCGGUCUUGCUCCACCCUUCCUUCAGCGGCGAGCAGAGGAUCGAGGCGGAGUCAGAGGAGUACAGGGCGAGCGUCAAGAUGCGGUGCUCCGUGAUCUUCCCCGGCGCGAGGGGCGGGCUGGACGACCCGAGGAUGAACCCGACGGCCGACAGCGCGCCGAGCCUGCGGACGCUGCCGUGCGGGAGGAUGCUGGUGUGCGCGGCGUCGGAGGACGCGAGGCUGCCGAGGGUGCGGGCGUACUACGACGCCGUGAAGUCCAGCGGGUGGUCUGGGCAAGUGGAGUGGUUCGAGUCGGAAGGCAAGGAGCACGCCUUCUUCGUCGACGAGCAUGGCUGCCGCGAGGCGGUUGCGCUCAUGGAACGAGUGGCUGGUUUCAUCGCCGGCCAUUAAUAACCGGGCUCUCAAAUGUUAAGUGAUUUUCCGAAAAAUAAAUGUGAAGUUAUUUUGACUUCACUCAGUAUCUUAGUUAGUAUAUGAAAUGGAAACUGAAUGGUGGAAAGUUUUCUCUCA
This is a messenger RNA of Aegilops tauschii subsp. strangulata, 1257 nucleotides long. RefSeq names its product tuliposide A-converting enzyme b3, amyloplastic. The record is from RefSeq and is a predicted model, not a curated record. Gene Ontology annotation, molecular function: hydrolase activity. Lineage: Eukaryota; Viridiplantae; Streptophyta; Magnoliopsida; Poales; Poaceae.